This is a messenger RNA of Nerophis lumbriciformis (worm pipefish), 2635 nucleotides long. Its product is annotated as parvalbumin, thymic-like. Gene Ontology annotation, molecular function: calcium ion binding. The record is from RefSeq and is a predicted model, not a curated record. Gene Ontology annotation, cellular component: cytoplasm. NCBI's taxonomy places the organism in Eukaryota, Metazoa, Chordata, Actinopteri, Syngnathiformes, Syngnathidae.
CUUUUUUACUGUAUGUAACAUUGAGUGAAUAUCUUCCACACCUCCCAAAAACACUUAAAAUGAAUGCCUAUGUACGACUAGAGACAUUUUCCUCAACAUUUUCGUCAAAAUGAAUUAUCAUUAGCAGUGGUUCCGUUAAUAAUGUGUUACAUCACAGUUGCAUUUUUUUAUAUGCUAUUACUAGGCUAUUGUUGUGUGUAUUGUUUAUGAGUAUGCCUAAAUCUGCGGCAUAUUAAAGAAAAAAAUUAUUGAUAACCAUUUUCUGGGUAAAUUUGCUCACCAGCCACACUCACUAUCUUCUCCAUGCAUCCAACAAACACAAAUCCAACAUAUAAUCAAUAGGAAACAUAAAUAUGCAGGAAGUUCAUACCUCUGCUAUAGUUUCCAACCCAAAGUUUCAAAGUUUGGGGUUACAAGUCCCGAACUGACCUCCGGGAAGCAGCCAUGAUGGAAACAUUCAGUCGUGAUUGCUGUAUAGUCCCCUUUACUAUACUGUUACAGCUGUUUAUUGUGCAACAAAAACUUCAGUCAUAUCACUUCAUAAAAGCACUCCAAAGAAAAAACAUGAAAUUUCCCCCAUCCCCCUUUAUCGCCUCUCAUCCACCGCUCCAUCCCGCAGGAAGCCUGGUCUUCCUGAAAACAAGCAUAGGAGCACGGAAAGGCGCUAGGCCCAGGUGGCGGGGGCGGGGGAGGCAGAUGUGCGAGGAUGUUUUUGCCAUUCUUCUACCCCGCAGCCUGUCGCAAGUCUCAGCGUAGGCCCAUCCUGAGGAAACGGGGCUCACGUCACUCUGUGGCCGAGCCACUUUAGUCUAAUACUGUAGUUAUGUAAAGUACGACACUGCAGCACACUCAAAUAGUCACUGACAAACAUGUACAUACACAUAUGGUACACAUUUUAUCUUGUCUGUGAUAUAAUUAGAUGACAACAGAGGCUUUAAUUUCAACAAAUGAGUAAGUAACACUAAAACAGUUUAAUAAAAGUAAUGUUAGUAAAUUAUAUAUUAACAUAGAAAUUGUUGUAUAAUUUUCUACUAAAAUGAAUAUGCUGCAACUUCAAAUUGUGUAAUAAUAAAAUAUGAAUAGAAGAAUAUCUUUUAAAAUACAUGCAUGCAUUUUUUUUUUUUUUGCAACUCAUUUUCAACUUUCUUCCACAUCUGUAAUGUAGGCAUCUCCUUCUGACUUCCUAUGCUUCAAACUUCCAUAUGAAUAUAGAUUUAUAUAACAUGCAUGCCAUGGGUCAUUUGUGGCCCACAUUUUAUUUAUUGUUUUAAUUGGUCCUCAACACAUUCUAAAAAUACAACUAACCAAGAAAAGAAAAUAACACAAAUGGGAUUGGGGGGCAUAUUGUUAUGUUGAGAGAAUAAAGUCAUUAUAUUUACGAGAAAAAAAGUCAUUUUAAAAUAAUAAAAUCGUCUUUAAAUGCACAACUUUAUUUGAAGUAUAAAUAUUACACACACAAACAAACCCUGCAAAAUUGUGUUGGGAAAAUGUUAUAUUAUGAGGAGAUUGCAUAUAUGAUAUAAAUUAUAUAAUCAAGUUAUACAAUUCAGUGGGAAAGAAAAAAAAUCGAAUAUUGGUAAAAAAAAAACACAAAAAAAAACGAUAUGGAGAGAAGGAACUGUUAUGGUCAGUUGUAGUUGUGGUCAUUACCCCGCAUAUGCUAAAUGUAUUAUGUGUGGACAAGAAGACAUGUCCACAGAUCUUAGCAUGACCGUGACAGAGGCCAGGAUAACAACAGGAUGUUUACAACAUGUGGAAACUCUGCAUGGACAAUCAUAAGGACGACAAUCACAUCAGCUUCCAUGCAUAUGCCCCAUGAUGACCAUAUAGGAUAUGGACAUUUACUUAUUGUUAUUCAUUUACUUCGACCUUUUGUGUACUAUACCUGACUAUUAUUCAGGUCAGUUUGCCAUGACCCACUCUAGAAAACUGAAAGAAAAGACUUUUUGCACACACGCUGACGUCUGAAGUGGUCAGCUGCAGGUGACAGCCACCAGAAGGACACUGGUGGUUUGUGACACCCAGGGGUGAAGCCUAUUCACUGGGCUGCCUUGUUUCUUUCUGCACGCCGGCGGUCACACAUCACACUUGGCUGCCGCCUCCACCACAACCACCGCUAUGGCGAUUACCGACUUUCUAGCACUCUCCGACAUUACCUCCGCCAUCAACGCUUGUAAAGCAAAGGAUUCCUUCAACCCAAAGAUGUUUUUUAAAGUUGUGGGUCUAUCAAAGAAGACUCCAACUGAGAUAGAGAGGGUCUUUAACAUCUUGGACCAGGACAAAAGUGGCUACAUAGAACAAGAUGAGUUACAACUCUUCCUGCAGAACUUCUCCAAAGGAGCAAGGACCCUGACUGCCGCCGAAACCAGAGCCUUCCUGCUAGAGGGGGACUCCGACGGGGAUGGCAAGAUUGGAUGGGAAGAAUUUUCUGCGCUGGUCAAGUCUUCAUAAGAGCAUCUCUCUAUGAAUUCAGUUUAUUUUUUGUAUGGUUUUGAUCUCAGGUUGGAUUUCUUUAUGUAAUGUUAACUAGCUACAGUAAAAAAUAAGUAUUUUAUGUGUGUAGAGACAACCUUCCCGAGUAAAGUGUUGAAAUUGCUACAUGUCAUUGUCCAUACUGGUUAUAAAUAAAGAUACU